AUACGUGAACUUCAGCAGACGUUAACCACAGACUAGACCAUGAGCUACAUCUGAAAACACUGCGGGCUGUGUUUGAGUCAGAAAAAUGGCUUUAUUUUUUACAUUUAUUACCGAAACCUAGCUAAAUAGCUGACGCUAGCUAACCUAGCGUUAGUUAAUCACUCAACUAACCUACAGACUGUUCCAGAUCAUCUCCAGUCUCACCAAAACAAGGAACUUUAUUCACCAUGUCAAAAUUCAACUUUAGUUUCAGGAGAAGCGAGCGGAGGGCAUUUAAGCACAUAGCUCAUGGCUUGAUCCCUGCUGCCACCAUUGCCCCCCGACCUGCUGUUCCCCGCACCCCUCCCCCUCGCAGCCCCAACCCCUCGCCAGAGAGACCAAGAUCUGCUCUGGCAGCGGCCAUAUUAACGUCCUCCUUAAUGGGACGCACUGUUGCCAUCCCCCCUGCCCGCCACCGGUCAUACUCUGAGAGCGACUGUUCACACACAGACAGCCAAGCUGGGUUUGAGCCUUACGCCAGCACUGCCCUCUACACCAGAGAUCAGUGGCCAGAUCCUGUGGCAAGCAGACCUCGCAUGCCCUCUCCACAACCUGAUGAUGAUAGUUAUGAUGAUGAUGAAGAUGAUGAGGAGUUAGAGAUAGAAGAAAAUGUGGAAAGGAAUGAAAGUCAUGUGUACCAGACCCUAGAAAGACAGAGCAGAGGUCCAGAUGUGGAGGCUGUUUAUGCCACACCAUUAAAGAAGGCCUCGUCUCACUCUCAUCUGGACGACGAUACUGACAACUCUGCAUUUGAUACUGUCUCUCCUUUAAACACUGAAGAGGAAACGGAGGUUGAGGAAGGAACAACUAAAAAGCAGCCUUCACCAUCAGCAUCACCAUCACAGGCAAGACCCUUGUCCUACAGAGGCAUGGCAUCUCCAGAUCUGAAAGAAGACCUGAGCAGUCAGUCUCCAAACUCUCCCACAACCAGCACUCCCAAGAGGAAGACCUCGAUGUUGAAGAAGAGUCCAGUGAGAGUCAGAGAGAGGGACAAUAGAUCAGAGGCAAAUGAGGUGUACCGCUGUGCUGUGGAGCUUCAGCAGGAGCUGGUGCAGGGGCUGAGGGCACAUACUCAGACUCUGGCUGCUGAGAAGGAGGUGCUGGAGAGGAAAUGCUCAGAGCAAAGCCAACAAAUCCUGCAGCUUCAGCAGCAGCUCACACACUCCCCCAGGGAGAGGAAUAACUCCACAGGUGAGAUCUCUGAGCUGCUGAGUUUGAGGCAGCAGGCGCAGGAGCUGGUGGAUGAAAACGACGGGUUGAAGAUGACUGUGCAUCGCCUCAACGUGGAGCUCAGCAGAUACCAGGCCCGAUUUAGACCACUCACCAAGGAGGAGUCUUCAAGGAAUGGUGGCUUACCAGUGAAAGGACCAGCUCCUCCAUGGCUGCUGGAUAUGAAAUAUUUAUCACCGCUUUUAAUGGCUUAUGAAGACCAGCUGACUGAGAGAGACAAGUUACUCAAGUCCUGUGAGGAAGAAGUGAAGAAGUUGAGGGCAUGCUCGGAGGAGGUGAUUCAGGAGAACCAGAGACUUCAUACAGAACUCAGCAAGAGGAGCAGCGUCAGUAAUAAAGAAUGGAGGCAGUUGCAGGACCAGGCACGGUUAGUGUUGGAGGAGAAUGAGGUGCUGAUAGAACAGCUGGAGCUGCAGCACACUAAAGCCAAGGAAACACAUGCCAAACACACUCAGGAAGUCUGCAAGGUGUCAAAGCAGUUGAUGUUGUUGGAGGCAGAGAAGCAGGGUCUGGAGGCAGAGUUACAGACGGCACAGAAGGAACUUCACACGCUGAAGGUGGAGUUCCAGAAAACUAGCUCCACACUGAAGAACUCAGUCAGCCUGUUGGAACACAGCUCUACCACAGACAAACUCAAACGCCAAAUGGAAGAAGAGGAGAGGAUGAAGAGCAGUGAGAUAGAUGAGCUGCAGGUGCAUGUGAGCGCCUUGCAGGCUGAGAAGAGAGCGCUGCUGCUGGAGAAAACUAACCUGAGCGCAGAUGUCAAACACCUGGAGAGCGAGCUAGAGCUAGCACGCCAAGCUAACAGGAAGGCUCAGAGGCGUACAGAUCUUCUGAAGCAGCAGAUUGAAGACUCUCUAGAGAAGGAGCUGAUAGCUCAUCAGUACCUCGCCAGUGUUGUCACACUCGCAGAGAAAACCACGCAUGAGAGAGAUCAGCUCAUUCACAUGGCCUCGUGUUUAGAGAAGGACAAGCAGGGUGUUCUUACCCGCAUCAUCGAGGGCACCGUCCGCCUCGGAAAACUGCAGGAAAAGGUCAAGGUGUUCAAGCAGCAGGCGCGGGCGGGUGUGUGUGCGCUGGGCCGGCGCUUGCAGGAACAGGAGCAGGACUUUGCAGGCAAAGCGGCGAGUUUCCAGCGCGAGAUCCAGCACCUGCAGGCUCAGCUCAGAGAACGACAAGAUCAACUCCACGGCGCGCUGCAGCAGAAGAGAGCAGCAGAGAGUGAGUUGGAGGUGGUGUGGGAAGCAGCUACGAGAGAGAAUCAGCACCUGCAGAGUGUUGUGAUGGGGGUCAGCAGGGCAGACGGCUCUCUGAGUCCGGUCACUGUACCUCCUGCUCUGGGCUGCACUGACCUCUCCCCGGCGUGGACUCUGCGUCUGCUGGACAGUCUGGACCAAGCUGACCGGGCUCCCAGCACAGCGCCACCUCCCUUCAGCUCCAGACACAACAGCGGCCUCCCAAUUCCUGUCCAGCACAGUCCAGUGUACGAAUCUGACAACCCCUCAUCUGACGAGAGCCAAAAGAACGGACUGGACUUCUAUUCCUGAUCUGUUUGUAUGAAAAAAAGCAAACAGUAAACACUGAAUGAGGCCAAAGCACAUUUACAGACUACAGACAUCACCUAGUGAUGUAUAUGGUGGCCAUGUUGGAUUCUGUUUCUGCAUCUUUGAUCUCGUAGCUUUGCUCCCCGCUGUGAGCUCUGCCUGCUUUAAAGGAUUGACUCGCCAACGCUUACACAUUCAUAUUUACUAUAAAAUUAGUUUUAGUUUACAUAUUUUACCAUAAGAUAUGACAUCCUUUUUACCUUUAUUAUGGAGGAACGGAUCACUGAUUAUCCAUAUUUGCCUGGCAGUAAUUUACAAACCAUAGCUAUGUAAUUUUGUCAUGGAACAUUUUAAAUGGAAUACUCACCCCAAUUGGAUGCUUUAUAAAAAGUGACUAAAUGCAAAUCUCAGUACUAUUUCAUGAAAAACAUUGACUCAUUCAGAACUUUAAGAUGGUAGCUACAUAUCUCAUUAAAGUUGGGAUGGGGCAGCGAAAGGCUGGAAAAAAAGAAGUGGUACUAUUAAAAACUGCAAUAGCUGCAAUAAAAGCAAUUUUGUGUAAAAAGAGCAUUUUAGAGAUACAGAGAUUUUAAGACGGCAAAGACGGACAGAGGUUCAACAGUCUGUGGAAAAAAGAACAAAAAUGUUCAACAUAAAAUUGUAAAAACUUUGAAUAUCCCACUAUCUACAGUAAAUAAUAACAUUUAUUAUAACAGGUAGAAAUCCCUGUUCGCAUGGGAGAAGCCUCUAAUGGUCAAUAUUAAAUGCUGUUGAUCUUUGGGCCCUCAGGUGGCACUGCAUUAAAAAUAGACAUGAUUCUGUACUGGAAAUCGAUGCAUGGACUCAUGAGCUCUUCAAGAAAGUUCACAAUACUAACCAAAAUGUUGAAAAUAAAGUUGUAUCAUUAAAAUUUUAUUAUUCUAAAUCCAUAACAGUUUUCUAUUUUGCCUUACUUUGUUUUAAAUUGGCUUUAGGCCAGAGAAGAAGACCCUGUUUCUGCACGAUAUUGAUGUGUAGAUGAGAAGAAAAUGUAUUCGUAGCAGUGUGAUUUCCUGCGGCAGACGCGCUGAUUCUUGCUGGAUAAGUAGGUUUAGCUACUGCAGAGUGGUGUCCUUGAGAGAGUAGGACAGAGGUUGAUUGAAUGUACUCCUCUCUCCACAGAUAAAGUACAGAGGUCCAGAUUGUUGCCUGAGAUUAUCAUCUUAAUUUAAUGAUCCUGUCUGAACGAUAUGCUAAUGUUGUUUUUGCUUAAUUACAGAAGAUGAGGAGAGUAGUAAAGUAAUUAACUUGAUGUUUUGACGAGAUAUAAAUGUCUUAAAAGCUUGUGUUAUCAUCUGAAGACCAAAGAUAUAACAUGCUUAACAUUAUGAGACGUCCAUAUAAAGAAAUGUUGUCUUUUC
This is a messenger RNA of Astyanax mexicanus (Mexican tetra), 4213 nucleotides long. RefSeq names its product centrosomal protein 89 (gene cep89). Gene Ontology annotation, biological process: mitochondrion organization; cilium assembly; chemical synaptic transmission. Bases 228 to 2816 code for a protein of 862 amino acids. Gene Ontology annotation, cellular component: ciliary transition fiber; centriole. The record is from RefSeq and is a predicted model, not a curated record. Lineage: Eukaryota; Metazoa; Chordata; Actinopteri; Characiformes; Acestrorhamphidae. The transcript has 20 exons.